Messenger RNA from Etheostoma cragini (Arkansas darter), 2859 nucleotides. RefSeq names its product oxytocin receptor (gene oxtra). Gene Ontology annotation, cellular component: membrane. Gene Ontology annotation, molecular function: peptide binding; oxytocin receptor activity; vasopressin receptor activity. The coding region runs from base 1 to 1179 and encodes 392 amino acids. Lineage: Eukaryota; Metazoa; Chordata; Actinopteri; Perciformes; Percidae. The transcript is spliced from 2 exons. The record is from RefSeq and is a predicted model, not a curated record. Gene Ontology annotation, biological process: positive regulation of vasoconstriction; maternal process involved in parturition; regulation of systemic arterial blood pressure by vasopressin.
AUGGAGAGUUCAAAUGAAAGAGAAUUUUGGCAAUUUAACGAAUCCUGGCAGAACCCAAGUCUCGUCAACGGGACCGGUUUGUUGAAUCAGACGAACCCUCUGAAGCGGAAUGAAGAGGUGGCGAAGGUAGAGGUGACUGUGCUCGCCCUGGUGCUGUUUCUGGCGCUUGCGGGUAACCUGUGCGUCCUGCUGGCCAUCCACACCACCAAGCACAGCCAGUCCCGCAUGUACUACUUCAUGAAGCACCUGAGCAUCGCCGAUUUAGUUGUGGCGAUAUUUCAAGUUCUCCCUCAACUCAUCUGGGACAUUACAUUUCGGUUCUAUGGACCGGACAUUCUGUGCAGGUUGGUGAAAUACCUACAGGUCGUUGGGAUGUUCGCCUCCACUUACAUGUUAGUUUUGAUGUCCGUGGACAGGUGUUUGGCAAUUUGCCAGCCUCUUCGUUCUUUGCACAGGAUAAAAAACCGUUUUUAUGUCAUCUUUUCCUGGGUUCUGAGUCUGCUCUUCAGUAUCCCGCAGAUGUUUAUUUUCUCCCUGAUCGAGGUUGGCUCGCCCGGAUCAGGCGUGUAUGACUGCUGGGGCAACUUCGUCAAGCCUUGGGGGGCCAAAGCUUACAUCACAUGGAUCAGUCUCACUAUAUAUAUCAUUCCAGUGGCUAUACUGAGCAUUUGCUACGGGUUAAUAAGCUUCAAAAUAUGGCAAAACUUUAAACUGAAAACCAGGCGGGAGCAGUGUAUAAGCCUGACACCCAAAGCCUCCAAAUGCAACACACUGGCCCGCGUGAGCAGCGUUAAGCUGAUCUCCAAAGCGAAGAUAACCACAGUGAAAAUGACUUUUGUGAUCGUUUUGGCCUAUAUCGUCUGUUGGACCCCAUUUUUCUCUGUCCAGAUGUGGUCUGCGUGGGAUCCAGCAGCGCCUCGUGAGGCCAUGCCGUUCAUCAUCUCCAUGCUGCUGGCCAGCCUCAAUAGCUGCUGUAACCCUUGGAUCUACAUGUGCUUUGCCGGGCAUCUGUUCCAGGAUCUUAGGCAGAAUUUUUUGUGCUGUUCCACUCGCUACCUCAAGUCAUCCCAGUGCCACUGUGAGCGUGACUUUGACUCCAGUCACAAGAGCAACUCUUCAACCUUUGCCAUUAAGAGCACCAGCAGUCAGAGGAGCAUCACACAGACUUCCACAACAUAAGAACCCGCCCCCUCUUCCCUUCACAUUCUCCUGAGCCUUCCACUCUACCUUUUACCACAUGCCAUCACCCAUUAAAUAUCCAACUGUUCUAUUCCUUUAGAUACCUCUCGCCCUGAGUCCUGAAAGAAAAAGAAAAAAGUCUUAAAGUCUGAGUCCGCAAUUUUGGAGUAAGAUUGUUGAUUGGAGCACCCAAACAAUUACACCCCUCCCAUCAGUGCUCCUUUAGAUUGUUUGCUCCCACUUUUUUCUAACUUACUAGUGUUGUGCCUUUUGCAAAUGAAUCAUUCAAAAGUACAAAUCUUUGGGGUGAACAAUCUGAACUGAUUCACUUUCUGAAAAGAUGCGUUCAUAUCUCAGUUCAGUUGAGCUCUGUCAGUCAAUAGCGCCAUGCCGCAGAGCUCUAGGCUUGGGCCCACCUCAGGCGCUGUCAACGUGCAAGGACUCACUAAGUGACUGAUUCAAGUAAUUUGUUCACAACAGGAAUGCCGUAUGUUCAAGACAGCAAAUACACAGCUGAGUGGGGAUGGGUUGCUAAUAUAUACAUUCAGCUGCACCAUUUAGCUGUUACGAGCAGUCAUAUUUAUUAUAAUCCAUCCCAAGGUUUGGUAAUCCAUCAAGAAAACACGGAUUCUUUUGAAAAAUAAUAAGUGAUAAUUUGAUGUUUGAUGCAGGAUUUAUGUUAGCCGGCAGGUUUCACAAAUUAGAAGAACACUGAGGCCGAUUGACCGGAACUGUACAGCAUAAUUUGUGCCCAUGUGUAAGAGGUACAGACAACGUUUGUUUGUACUUUUAUUAAAGUUUGACAAGGCAUAGUACAGAAGCAUGAAUACAUAAUAAAUCAUCAGAAAUCAGAACUGGGCUAUUGUGCAGAGAUCCGCUCUACCAUCGCAAUAAUGGCAUUCUUAUUUUUAUUUAUUUGACAGUAAAACACAAAAACAGAGGAAAUUUAUAAUUGGACAUAAUUCUGCAGUGGUGGUUCAACACAAGGUCGGUGUCUCAUCUUUUCUCUCCAUGCCCUUAUGAAUGCAUAAGCUUGUUCUGUACAUUAAUUAUUACAAAAAAUAACGUGAAUAGCCCUUGUGUUUCGUUUCUGGUUAAAUGUAGGCUAUGAUGUAUUUAAAACAUAUGUACUACUAUAUUCAGAAAAUGUUAUAGGCUAAGUUGGCCGUCAAAAACAUGUGUAAUGGUAACCCUGGUUUGUGUUUAUGCUGACUAUACAAAGAUCUGUUUACUGUUUUUACCUCUCUCAUGUCUCUCAAAAUAGGAAGUAGUUCCAAUACCUAGAUCAUUUAUUAAAUAAUUAGGUGUCAUAAAAUAUACUGUACAUAAUUAAUAUUAAUAUAAUAUUAUGUACAUUGUAUUGUAUUGUAUGUACAUAUUGUACAUAAUAGGGUAUAUGGACUUCAGCUUUAAGUUUGCAAACAUUACAUGACUUUUCUCAGUUCAUCAGCAAGCUGAGCUGAAAGUGAUUGGGACUAUUAAGGGUGCAACGUUUUAUUCAUAAAUAUGUACCAGACAAUUGUGGACCAAGCUGAGCAAUUGUUUGUUUUAUGUUAUUCUUGUUUUAGUACAGUAUAAAUAUACAUAUUUGCAGUGAAAUGCAGAGAAAGUAAAGAUAAAGAGAAUAUUUUAUGUACUGUCAACCUUGGCCAACCAUGCUAUUGAUUCAGUUGUUCGACU